AUGCACUCCACGGACUUCAGCUCCCAAGAGACUUCGCCGGAAAACCGACCGUGGCAUGACCACCCCCACUGGAAGAAGAUCAAGAGCAAAGUCCCAGCGCCGGUCGCUGCUCGCACCCGCAAGGUGUCACAGUGGUUUCGCGGGCCCGAAUCUGCAAAGCCCAAUCGCAUAACGCCCCUCUUCGAGCCUAUCCAAAUCUUCCACAUCCGCCUCUUUUCGCGACUUCCUACAUUUGCGCGGGGAUGCAUCUUUGUAUGCGCGUUUAUGCUAUGGCUUGUUAUAUUCGGCGUGAUCCUUAGCAAGGACAGUCUUCCCUCGGACAUUGGGGGGUUUGGUCCUCCGGUCCGGCUUUCGUGUACUGCCAGGCUUUGGCCUAACGGCCAAAGCUGCGGACUCAACGGCGUCAAUUGCCUUCCCUUCGACGAUGCGAGCUUUGCGUUUACGUGCCCAGCCGAUUGCGCCGGAGUUCAAGUGCUGAAUCCAUACACGAUCGGCGAUACAUCGAUCAACUACCGGCCGCUCAUAGUUGGUGGCGCCUCAGAAGGGUCAGAUGACAAUGAUUUGGUAUACCGCGGUGACUCGUUCAUCUGCGGCGCUGCCAUACAGGCUGGCGUUCUGACAGACACAUCGGGAGGUUGUGGAGUGGUUAAUCUGGUCGGAGAAAGGACGGCUUAUGGCUCAGCCUCGCAGAAUGGCGUUCCGAGUGUGGGCUUCAAUUCCACGUUCCCCAUGUCAUUUGAUUUCGAGCGGUCUGAGCAAGUUCUGAGCGACUCAGCAAAGUGUCGAGAUCCAAGGUGGGGCCUACUCGCGUUGUCUACCAUCUUUACAGCCCUAUUCUCGCUCUUCACUACACAUCCUGCUCCUUUCUUCGGUUCUAUUUUCGUCAUCACGUUCUGGCAGAUUGCCAUGGCUUCAGAUCCUCCUUCAUACUCAGAUUAUCCCUCUCUGGCUUCUACCGCUUUUUCGAACUUCCUUCCAGCCGCUUUCAUUGCCGUCAUCAUUUACCGCGUCAGUGUUCGCAAGACUCUCAUGCACCUCAACGCGCAAUACGAAAAGACGAUCCUUUGGGUAGGCGCUCUGUGGGUGGGAGCAUUGAACAAUCUGACUCUGGAUAUGAUACCCAUCUCACGUCUGACGGGGCAUGACAUCAAGCAGCAGCCCGGCGCCAUCACAGCACUAGUGAUCAUCAUCUUGAUCCUCAUAGCUCUAGUCCUCUACCAAGCUUGGUGCUUCCGAAUUGAAGGACGGUUGCCGCGAUACUUAGGCAUAUAUGGCAUUCUCGCCUUUUGCUUGCUCAUACUACUGGCAGUACCAUCGCUAGAUUUGCGGAUACACCACUAUAUCCUCGCUCUUUUGCUGCUUCCUGGAACGGCUUUGCAAACCCGUGUUAGUCUGCUUUGUCAGGGUCUCUUAGUCGGGCUCUUCAUCAACGGUGUUGCGCGCUGGGGUUUCGCAUCCAUUCUGCAGACUGCUGCAGCUCUGCGAGGCGACGCGCAAUUGGGAACCGACCUUGUGUCGAUCCUCGACCCCAUUAUCAACGCCACGAAUAUCACAUUUGCUUGGGAAGGUUUGGCGCAAGGGUACGAAGGGGUCAGCGUCUUGGUCAACGACGUUGAGCGCUUUCGUGGCUUUCAUGAAGAUGGCGACAAGAACUUCACCUGGACAAGGAAAGCACUUGAUCAUCCCGAAUACUUUAGAUUUGGGUUUGUGAACUACCAGCCGUUCGGAGGAAUUUCGUACAGCGACUUUACGAAAGCGGGAACCUGGUGGCCAAAUGGCACGUGGGAGGACCCUCCACCAGGCCGUACUUAG
Molecule: messenger RNA, 1812 nt
Organism: Paraphaeosphaeria sporulosa
Lineage: Eukaryota; Fungi; Ascomycota; Dothideomycetes; Pleosporales; Didymosphaeriaceae
Exons: 2
Coding region: 1-1812 (603 amino acids)
Source: RefSeq, a predicted model, not a curated record